This is a messenger RNA of Nelumbo nucifera (sacred lotus), 1598 nucleotides long. Its product is annotated as NAC domain-containing protein JA2L-like. The record is from RefSeq and is a predicted model, not a curated record. NCBI's taxonomy places the organism in Eukaryota, Viridiplantae, Streptophyta, Magnoliopsida, Proteales, Nelumbonaceae. Gene Ontology annotation, biological process: regulation of DNA-templated transcription. Gene Ontology annotation, molecular function: DNA binding.
AAUACAUAGACUGGUCGUCUUCCUCUCCCUCUGCCCAGUCGGUCGCUGACGAAAACAAGAAAACUCCCAUGAUGAUUCCAGACAGAGACCCUGCUUCGCAGCUUGCGCUGCCACCGGGAUUCCGAUUUUAUCCGACGGACGAGGAGCUCUUGGUUCAUUACUUAUGCCGGAAAGUCGCUGGACAUGAUUUCUCCUUGGACAUUAUCGGCGAGGUUGAUCUUUACAAGUUUGAUCCAUGGAUUCUUCCCAGUAAAGCUACCUUCGGAGAAAAAGAAUGGUAUUUUUUCAGUCCCAGAGAACGAAAAUAUCCAAACGGUUCACGGCCAAACAGAGUUGCUGGUUCUGGUUAUUGGAAAGCAACAGGAACAGAUAAAGCUAUCACGAUGGAAGGUCGUAAAAUUGGAACUAAGAAAGCCCUUGUUUUUUACGUUGGAAAAGCUCCCAAAGGGACGAAGACGAACUGGAUUAUGCAUGAAUAUCGGCUUUUAGGGCCCCCUAAGAAGAAUGAAAGCUCUUCGUUGGAUGAUUGGGUUCUGUGCCGAAUUUACAAGAAACACUCGAAUGCAGAAAAGUCGGUACAGAAUGCAUGGAACAAAGAACAGACCCACACUUCAUCUUCAUCGUCUUCUUCGCACCUGGAUGAUGUACUUGAAUCGCUACCAGAGAUUGAUGACCAGUUUUUUCAAUUACCUCGAAUAGACUCUCUCAGAAACUUACAACUAAGAGAAGAUAAACCCAACGUUCAGAGCAUUGAUACGGGAAAGUUCGAUUGGGUCAGUUCAGGAGGGAUGGGUUCUUCGUCCCAACCCAUCAACAACAAUCCAACACAGAGACUAGAGACGGACUUUUACCUUCCAACCGUACCUCCGCUAUUCCAAGUGGAUUCUCCGUCGGAGAAAUUUGGAGGGAGAUCCAUAGAAGAAGAAGUUGAGAGCAGGGUGAAAUCACAGCGAGUGGACAAUCGGAGCUCCUUUCAGCCAAGCUCAAACAUGUUGAUGAAACAGCAAUUACCCGACCCGGUAGACCCAUUUGGGUUUAGAUUCACAUACACUGUUCAACCGACAUCGGGAAGCUUCGGUUACAUGCAGUGACAACUGACAAAGAGAUCUGCCAUACCUUAUAGCAAAAACCCAAAAUCGUUAUUCGGUAGUCUCUCUCUUGGACCCACUAGACCCGUUUGGAAAUCGUUGUCAAUCAAAAACUUGAAUCAAGUGAGAGGAAGAGAAAAGGAACGAUGCAAAGUCAAAUUUCAUGAACAGUCAUUGGAUGGAUACAGGACUACAGGAGGGACGUAGCUCCAGUUUCAUCCAAUUCAUAAAGAUUUUUUUUUUUUCCUUGUGUGUGUGAAAUUUUCCUGAUUCUUUGGGGCUGGGGCUAAUGGAACUGAGCAAAAACUUUUGGCGUCAUUUCUUUGGUAUUUUUCUUUGUUAAUCAACGAUUAUUGUCCGAACGCUAUCAACCUUUUUGAUUUUCACUUUGUUUAAUUUUGAUAAAAGGGUUUUCAGAGUUUAUGCGUGGUUUUGUAGCUUGACGCAUUGUGGUAUAAUAAACUCUCACCAAUGAUCAACCCCAAUUAUAUGGGGGUGCUGUUUGGCCAA